GAUAAGAUUUCGUAGCGAAAGUCAUCGUGAUUGUUUCCCCAUCUAGAAAUAUUGAAUGGAAAUUUCUAACAGUUCAUUCUGGAGCUCGAGCCAACAUGGGGACGAGCGUGGAACGGAAAGACGUCAACUACUCGCCAGUCAAAGGCCAGAGGGAUGUUAAACUGCCCUUGAUUGGCGUGAGGCACUGGCAGGUGCUACUGCUCUUCAUCCUGGUAUGCACAGCCUUCGGCUUCCGAGUCAUCCUUUCAGUAGCCAUAAUCGCCAUGACGGAUCCUACGGCAAGCUCAAAUCCAGACGUGCCAACCUACGACUGGAAAGACAAGGGCACAAUCCUGUCCUCCUUCUUCUGGGGCUACCUAUGGACGCAAGCCUUUGCCGGCUACGCAGCCAAACGCUUCGGUGCCAAAUGGUUCCUGAUUGGCGCAAUUUUCGUGCAAAGCAUGCUCUCACUGCUCACCCCACUCACUGCAGCACUCUUGGGCUCCUACGGAAUGUGCGUGAGUAGGGCGCUGCAGGGCACCUGCCAGGGCUUUGUUUUCCCAUCGGUCACUCACCAGCUCACUCAAUGGGUCCCUCCCAAUGAGCGGAGUCGUUUAGGCUCGGUCAUCUUUGGAUCCGCCCCCCUGGGGACAGUGGUGGCGAUGUUGGUGACUGGAGUUAUCUCGGCCGGAUGGUACGGUUGGCCUUUGGUAUUCUACCUCUAUGGAGUGGUGGGGUUGGGGUGGUGCGUUCUAUUUGCCUUUCUGGGGGCCAACAGCCCAGCUAGCCACUCCUCCAUUAGCAAAGAGGAGAAAUAUUACAUUGAGCAGAGUUUGGGGCAUAUAGAUGAUAAGCCGACAAACAAAGUGCCCUGGAAGAAAAUAUUCACCUCCGUUCCUCUAUGGGCAGUGUUCUUGGCCCAAACUGGCAACAACUACGCCUUCUGGACCUUGCUCACGCAAAUCCCCAGCUACAUGAACCAUGUGAUGCACUUCGAUAUAAAAAAUAACAGCCUGUUGUCAUCGCUCCCGUACUUGACUGGAUGGGCCGUCAGCUUUCCCUAUGGCUACAUAUCCGACACCAUCAUCAACAAGAACUGGGUGAGCGUCAGCACAUCGCGAAAAAUCUUCAACUCUUUCGGUAUGCUGGUGCCAGCUUUGGCUCUAAUAGUCCUGGGAUAUACCAGGGAAGAUCAAACAACGCAAGCAGUGAUUCUUCUGGUGGUGGCCGUGGCUUCAAAUGGAGCCACCUUGGCUGGCUGGGCUUUGAACCACAUGGAUCUGGCACCCAACUAUGCUGGCACCCUAAUGGGGCUCACCAAUGGUGCGUCGCAUAUUUCCGCCAUUUCCGCGCCUCUGAUUGUCCAGAUGGUUGUCACAGACGAGAGUGAUCCCCACCAAUGGAAGCUGAUCUUCUGGUUGACUGCCGGUAUUCUAACGGCGGUUGCCGUGGUGUUUAAUAUAUUCGGGACUGCAGAGAAGCAAGAUUGGAACGAGGCUGCGAGUGAGGAGAAUGAAAAGUGCUGAUGGAAUCCACCAGUUAUCGAGUACCUACAGCUCCAACUGUCUUUGAUUAUUUACUAGUAAAUGAAAAGACCUAAGCCUUGAAAA
This is a messenger RNA of Dendroctonus ponderosae (mountain pine beetle), 1589 nucleotides long. Its product is annotated as putative inorganic phosphate cotransporter. The transcript is spliced from 9 exons. Gene Ontology annotation, cellular component: plasma membrane. The coding region runs from base 96 to 1505 and encodes 469 amino acids. Gene Ontology annotation, biological process: transmembrane transport; monoatomic anion transport. Gene Ontology annotation, molecular function: transmembrane transporter activity. Lineage: Eukaryota; Metazoa; Arthropoda; Insecta; Coleoptera; Curculionidae. The record is from RefSeq and is a predicted model, not a curated record.